UCCGGGUCCGGAUGGGUGGGGUGUGGGUGUGUAUUUGUUUAUGGUUAGUCGGUAUGUGACAGCGAAUAAUUUCACGGUUUUCUGUUGCAUGGGUAGUUGCAAAUUUUCUCUCUUGUCCAGUGACACUUCCUGCUGACAGAAAAUGACAACCGACAAAGUGACUUUGUCUGAUGCCCUAUCCAACGUUGAUGUUCUGGAUGAACUCACAUUGCCGGAUGAACAGCCAUGCAUUGAAGCACAACCAUGCUCAAUUGUAUAUAGAGUAAAUUUUGAUACCAACUUUGAAGACCGCAAUGGAUUUGUUACUGGUAUUGCCAAGUACAUCGAAGAGGCCACUGUUCAUGCAAGUUUGAACGAACUUUUAGAGGAGGGAGUGGAGCAUGCAGUGAUGCUGUACACUUGGCGGUGCUGCUCUCGAGCUAUUCCUCAACCAAAAUCCAAUGAGCAACCCAAUCGUGUUGAAAUAUAUGAAAAGACAGUUGAAGUUCUUGCACCUGAAGUCAACAAACUGUUGAACUUCAUGUACUUUCAGAGCAAAGCUAUUGAAAGGUUUACUUCAGAAGUUAAACGUCUCUGUCAUCUGGAAAAAAGAAAAGAUUUUGUGUCAGAAGCAUACAUGCUUACACUUGGGAAGUUCAUCAACAUGUUUGCAGUUUUAGAUGAACUUAAAAACAUGAAAUCAAGUGUAAAGAAUGAUUAUUCAACAUACAGAAGAGCUGCACAGUUUCUUAAGGUCAUGGCCGACUCUCAAACCUUGCAAGAAAGUCAGAACUUAUCCAUGUUCCUGGCCACUCAAAACAAGAUCCGUGACACAGUUAAAGAAAAUUUAGAAAGGGUUCCUGGUUUUGAGGACUUGCUUUCAGAUGUGGUUUCUCUCUGCGUGCAUAUGAUGGAGACUCGCAUGUACUUGGCUCCACAUGAAAAACACAUGCUUGUUAAAGUCAUGGGUUUUGGUCUGUUUUUAAUGGAUGGUGAGCCACUAGCUCUUUCUAAAUUAGAUCAACGUAAAAAGCUGAAUCUUGCCAAGAUUGACCGCAUUUUUAAGAACUUGGAAGUUGUUCCUCUUUUUGGAGACAUGCAAAUUGCUCCAUUCAACUAUAUUAAGAGAAGUAAACAUUAUGAACCAGGAAAGUGGCCAUUAUCUUCUUCAUCUGCAAUGAGCCCUCAGUCAGAUCUAAUGGUGCAUUUACCCCAGAUACGAGAAGAUCACCAAAAGUAUAUUUCAGAGUUAGCCAGGUACAGCAAUGAAGUCACAACAACUUACAAGGAAUCACGAACUGAUGCUGAGAACAAGGACACUGCUGAUCUAGCUCUAAGAGGCCUUCAACUUUUGUCAGAGUGGACAAGUGUUGUAACAGAGUUAUACUCAUGGAAGCUACUUCAUCCCACUGACCAUCACCAGAACAAUCAGUGUCCUGUUGAAGCAGAAGAAUAUGAACGAGCUACUCGCUAUAAUUAUGGUGAUGAAGAAAAGUAUGCUCUUAUUGAAGUUAUUGCAAUGAUAAAGGGCUUGCAGGUCUUGAUAGCUCGUAUGGAAUCAGUUUUCAUUGAUUCUAUCCGUAGAAAUAUUUAUGCAGAACUUCAAGAUUUCAUCCAACUGUUUUUGAGGGAGCCUCUGAGAAAGGCAGUCAAAAAUAAGAAGGACCUGAUUAGAAGCAUUCUUCUCUCUGUUCGAGAAACCUGUGCAGAUUGGCAAAGAGGUGUAGAACCUCCUGGAGACCCAGCUUUGAAAGGAAAGAAAGAUCCAGAGAGUGGGUUUGGAAUCAAAGUUCCUCGUAGGAAUGUGGGUCCAUCCUCAACCCAACUCUAUAUGGUUCGUACAAUGCUAGAAUCUCUUAUUGCGGACAAAUCAGGAGGUAAAAGAACACUUCGUAAAGAUAUUGACGGCCAAUUUCUAGUUCAAAUUGACCAGUUCCACAAAACAUCAUUCUAUUGGAGCUACCUCCUCAAGUUUAGUGAGUCACUCCAAGAAUGCUGCGACCUAUCCCAAUUAUGGUACAGAGAAUUCUACUUGGAAAUGACAAUGGGGCGGCGCAUACAGAAAUGUAUGGUACAACACCAACACAAUGAUGAAUGCACCGACUUGAUCACAAUGGAAAAAAGAAUUCAGUUUCCUAUUGAGAUGUCCAUGCCAUGGAUUUUAACCGACCAAAUUUUGCGCAACAAGGAACCAUCAAUGAUGGAAUAUGUCCUUUAUCCUUUGGACUUGUAUAAUGACAGUGCUCAUUAUGCUUUAACAGUGUUCCGGAAGCAAUUUUUAUAUGAUGAAGUUGAGGCUGAAGUCAAUCUGUGCUUUGAUCAGUUUGUGUACAAACUCAGUGAACAGAUAUUUACUCAUUACAAACAGCUUGCCAGCAGCAUUUUGUUGGACAAAAGAUUCAGAAGUGAAUGUGCAGCAACUGGUGCCUAUCUUCCAUACCCCCGAGCUAACCGAUAUGAGACACUCUUGAAACAGAGACAUGUUCUCCUGUUGGGGCGCUCUAUUGAUCUUAACAGACUCAUUACACAGCGUAUUAAUGCUGACAUGCACAAAUCCUUAGAUCUGGCCAUAAGUAAAUUUGAAGCUGGUGAUAUUACUGGUGUUGUGGAUCUGGAAAGCCUUCUACAAGUUAAUCGUUUUUGUCACAAGCUCCUGUCCAAAUUUCUAGCAUUAGAUGAUUAUGAUGCUAUGUUUAGAGAAGCUAACCAUAAUGUGCUUGCUCCCUAUGGACGAAUCACAUUACAUGUGUUUUGGGAGCUGAACUAUGACUUCCUACCUAAUUACUGCUAUAAUGCAGCCACAAACAGAUUUGUCAAAUGUCGGGGGAUCUUUUUCACUCAGCCUGUACACCGAGACAAACCUCCUCAAAUGGGUCAUCAGUAUUUAUGGGGUAGCAAACAGCUCAACAUAGCCUUUUCAGCCAUCCAUGAUCAGUACACUGGCUUUGUUGGACCCUACCAUUUCCGUACUUUAUGCCGUUUACUUGGCUAUCAGGGUAUUGCUGUGGUAAUGGAAGAACUCUUAAAGAUUGUGAGAAGUCUUAUUCAAGGAAAUCUUCUUCAGUUUACUAAGAUACUGAUGGAUGCAAUGCCUAAACUUUGCAAGUUGCCAAGAUAUGAUUAUGGCUCUCCAGGUGUUUUGGGCUACUACCAUGCUCAGCUUAAUGAUAUAGUUCAGUAUCCUGAUGCAAAAACUGAGUUAUUCCACAAUUUCCGAGAGCUUGGUAAUACAAUUUUACUUUGUCUUCUACUGGAGCAAGCUCUCUCUCAAGAAGAAGUGUGUGACUUACUUCAUGCUGCUCCCUUCCAAAAUAUUUUGCCACGACCUUUCUGCAAAGAGGGAGAAAAACCUGAAACAAAACAAAAGAGAUUGGAAGGCAAAUAUGCAGCCAUUCAAAUUGUUCCUAACAUAGAACGUUUAGGAACUGCUAAACAAGCUAUGAUUUCUCGUGAGGGAGAUUUAUUAACCCGAGAGAGAUUGUGCUGUGGACUGUCAAUUUUUGAGGUGGUAUUAACUCGCCUAAAGAGCUUUCUAGAUGAUCCCAUAUGGGCUGGUCCACCCCCAUCCAAUGGUGUUAUGAAUGUAGAUGAAUGCUCUGAGUUCCAUAGACUGUGGUCAGCAUUGCAAUUUGUCUACUGCAUCCCUGUUGGGGAUACUGAAUUCACAGUAGAGGAGCUGUUUGGAGAGGGUCUCAACUGGGCUGGUUGUACCAUGAUAGUUUUGCUUGGACAGCAAAGGAGAUUUGAGGCUCUUGACUUCUGUUAUCACAUUUUGAGAGUGCAGCGUGUUGAUGGAAAGGAUGAAGUAGUCAAGGGCAUUCCUCUGAAAAGGAUGGUGGAUAGAAUUCGUCGGUUUCAAGUUUUAAACUCUCAAAUAUUUGCCAUUCUGAAUAAAUUCCUGAAGUCAAGUGAGAUUGAUUCAACUUCAAUAGAGCAUGUGAGGUGUUUCCCACCACCUCCACCAGCAUCCAUGGCUCAUUAUCAUCAAACUGGGCAUCAUGCUUAGGUAUAUAAAUAUAUAUAUCUUACAGGUAUGAGCGGAUGCUUGUGAACGCAAGCGUGAAAUGUGGCAUUAUUUCUUGGAGUUGCAUAUACUGUGUGGGUACAAAGUACACAAAGCACAGAAAUGGAGAUUAAUUGUUAAAACAUACGAGCAGGCAAACACUGUAUCCUGAACAUGAUUCAUUCAUGAACAAUGUACUCUAAUAUGCAAUUUUAUAACUUUUUAAAAAUUUGUGCUGUUCUGUAGGUUUUACAAAACAUACAUUUUUAAUCUUUAUUACAUAGUUUUAAAACACAAAAUAUGUAAUUACAAAACAAACACUACAAGCGAAUUUUAAAACAGCUUUUUAGUGUGACAAUGGAUUGUUUUUGGUGUUACAUACUUUUUGGUGAAGACUCCCAAUGUCUUUCAUUCUGUUUCAUUCCCUAGAGGGAGCUCUUAUAUGGCUCAAUUUUAUAUAAAUUAGACAUGUUGUAGAAUCUAGAUAUUAUUUAUAUUCGAGUACAAUUCCAUUAAAUUUUAAAAUGUUUCUUUAAGAGUUAUUAUGUUAAUGUUUUUGUUUCCUUUAUUUUGAUUUAUGUACGUAUUUGUGUUUAUCUUGCCCUUUACCCACAUAUUUAUCUUUUAGAUUGAUAUUGAUUUCUUCAGUCUUCCAAUUUAGUUUUUCUGUCAUCUUAGGGCUGGAGCUAAGUCAAAAACUAUGCAUUUAUCCAAGUUUUUAGUACUGAAAUAGUAUGCAUGUAUAGUGUGUAAUCCUUCUAUUCUGACAUUCCCAUUUUACAGUGUGGCCCACAAAAGUUAGCUGUCCCAUAAAAUUAGUCAAAUUAAUGCAACGGAAGUCAAGGAGACUUAACAUUAUUUGCUUUAACAAACCUUUUAUGGUCUUGUUUGACUCAGGUCCUUGUUUGAAGUUGGAGUAUUCUUUUACCCUAGAAAUCUGUACUGUGUAUGGAUAUUCUUGCCAAAGCCAAACCCAAAUGUUUGUGCUGUCAUGUUGUAGUGUGACCUGACUGUUGCUUUGGAAUUGGAGAUGAGUUUCAUUGUUCUGUUUGUGCCAAAACCUGUUACAAUUUAAGGUGCAUGCACCUUAUAUUUAUACUUCUUAUGUAAAGAUUGGUGAUAAUAUAAGUCCUUUGCUGCCUGGCAAAAAAAAUACACAAUGUAGUGUAAUGUUCUAUUAUUACUUUGGAAAUUUGUUAUUAUGGCAGUGAACCUUUGUAGCUAGUCACAGAAGGCCUUAAUUUCAGAUUGGUUCCAUAAAUGGCUGUUAUGUAUUAUCUUGAGACUAUGUAACUGAAGUCAUUGAAUUAUACCUUACAGACUUUAA
Molecule: messenger RNA, 5309 nt
Organism: Frankliniella occidentalis (western flower thrips)
Lineage: Eukaryota; Metazoa; Arthropoda; Insecta; Thysanoptera; Thripidae
Product: cytoplasmic FMR1-interacting protein
Exons: 18
Coding region: 143-3985 (1280 amino acids)
Biological process (GO): cell morphogenesis; axon guidance; regulation of translation
Cellular component (GO): SCAR complex; synapse; neuron projection
Molecular function (GO): RNA 7-methylguanosine cap binding; small GTPase binding
Source: RefSeq, a predicted model, not a curated record